This is a messenger RNA of Meyerozyma guilliermondii ATCC 6260, 942 nucleotides long. RefSeq lists its product as uncharacterized. Gene Ontology annotation, biological process: nucleophagy; autophagy of mitochondrion; autophagosome assembly. The transcript has a single exon. Bases 1 to 942 code for a protein of 313 amino acids. Gene Ontology annotation, cellular component: cytosol; cytoplasmic ubiquitin ligase complex. Gene Ontology annotation, molecular function: Atg8-family ligase activity. Lineage: Eukaryota; Fungi; Ascomycota; Pichiomycetes; Serinales; Debaryomycetaceae. The record is from RefSeq and is a predicted model, not a curated record.
AUGAUUCGCGCACGCCCCGUGACCCUCACAUUGUGCUUAUCGCGAACAUACCGCUUGCUUAUGUUGCGUUCAAAGCUCUCGUCUCUACGUGAGUAUCUCACUCCAAUAAACCACAAUUCCAAUUAUGAAACCAGCGGGGAGAUAUCUCCAGAAGAAUUUGUCCAAGCGGGUGAUUAUCUUGUCUACAAGUUUCCUACAUGGCAAUGGGGGUCAGCUCCUAAGAAGCUCCAGAAGGACUUUUUGCCACCAGAUAAACAAUUUUUAAUCACUAAACAUGUUCCUUCGUACCAGAGAGCCCAGAGUUACCUCGGGAACACCGAAGACCUAGCGGAGGACGAGGAAGAACUCGAUGACGGAUGGGUCAAAUCACAUCGACUCACCCACGAAGACCCCAAAAGGGACAUUGCCACCGACAAGAAAGUUCCAGAUAUAGAAGAUCUUGACGAUUUCAUAGACGAGGAUGCCGAGGAUGCGGAUGGAGAGGAGUUUCAGGAUUUGGGCAACUCAAACCUUCGAAGAUACGACUUGUAUAUCACGUAUUCUACGUCGUAUCGAGUCCCCAAAAUGUACUUGGUGGGGUUCAACGAUAACGGCAUCCCGCUCCUUCCACAUCAGAUGUUUGAGGACAUUUCUGGCGAUUACAGAGACAAAACGGCUACCAUAGAGAACCUUCCGGUGUCGUUCAAUACCACCUCUGUGUCGAUUCAUCCAUGCAAGCAUCUGUCCGUGAUGAAGGUACUUAUGAAGCAUGCGAAAACAUCACGGGAGAAGGCACGCGAGUUUGAACCGGAGGCAUUCGUCACUGGGGAAAAUUUGGAACCAGCAACCGAGACCACUCAAGACACAGGUAUUCGAGUAGACCAGUACUUGGUGGUGUUUCUCAAGUUCAUUGCCAGCGUCACUCCUGGCAUUGGCUACGACUAUACCAUGGAUGCAUUAUGA